CCCUGGGUCGCCCCGGUACCAGACCCCGCCUCGGGCCGCGCCGCUGCUCUCGGUCGGACUGUUCCGCUUUAGACGGCGCGCGCGCCAGGCAGUUGCAGCUGGGACCUGCCUCUGGGCUGGUUGAUCAGAGAGGAGGAAGCAGCAAUGUGUGCCGCGGGGGCUGCAGCUCCAUACCUGCAUCACCCUGGUGUCAGUCACAGCGGCCAGGUGAGUUUCCUGGGGGCCCAGCUCCCCCCAGAGGUGGCAGCAAUGCCCCGGAUCCUGGGGGACCUGGACAGAGGCACAUUCAGAAAAUUGUUGAAGCUGGUGGUCAGCAGCCUGCAGGGAGAGGACUGCCGUGAAGCUGUGCAGUGCCUCGGGGCUGGCGCACACCUAUCAGAAGAGCGGCUGGGUGCCCUGCUUGCAGGCACCCACACACUGCUCCGGCAGGCCUUCCGGCUGCCCCCCUUGAGCCUGAAGCCCGAAGCCUUCAAGGACCAGCUCCAGGAGCUCUGCAUCCCCCAAGACCUGGUCGUGGAGUUGGCUGAUGUGGUGUUUGGGAGCCAGCGGCUUCUUGACUCUGUGGCCAGGCAGCAGGGGGCUUGGCUGCCCCACAUUGCCAACUUUAGGUGGAGGGUGGAUGUGGCAAUCUCCACCAGCGCCCUGGCCCGCUCCCUACAGCCAAGUAUCCUGAUGCAGCUGACACUUUCGGAUGGGUCAGCACACCGCUUUGAGGUCCCCACAGCGAAGUUCCAGGAGCUCCGGUACAGCGUCGCCCUGGUGCUGAAGGAGAUGGCCGACCUGGAGAAGAAAUGUGAGCACAGACUGCAGGACUGACCUGCACUUCCAGUUGCUCUGGUCACCUGGGGACGGCUGCUCCGACAUCUCCAAAGCAAAGCCCACCCUGCCUAGGAGGCAGUUAAGUGACAGUGUGUGAAUGCAACCACAUCAUCCUCUGAAAAAGUUAGCAGUGUUUUUCCUUUAUUUGGGAGUAAAGCAAUGAUAAAAAACAUGUCUUUCUUGGUAGUGUUACCCUGCACACCCCUCCCCUGUUGUUGCUGGGUAAGGGGAUCUGCUGCUCUAGGGUGGCCAUCUGGUCUGGUCUUUCUGGGGUCCAGUCCAAGGCCUUUGUGUAGAUGCCGAGUUCAUUUAGCUGGGCCCCAUGUAGCAUCUGAGCGCUCUGCUCAUUUGCUCCUGUGAACCCUGUGGUUCAGUGGGGAUAUUUCGUUCUCCUGUCUUAAAUCCCUGAAUUCAUGGAGCUGACAUUGUAGAGAGGAGGGGAAGACAUUACAGAACACAGAACAACAAAUAACUGGUGCAGCUUGUUAGUGGAUGGUAAAUGAUGCAGAAAGUAGGCGUGUCCAGGUGAUGGGAGGCAUGGCUAUGGAAGAACUGGGCUGUCAUUUUACAUUGGGUUAUAGGGUGCACCUCCUGGAAGACUGGUAUGUGAGCAGAGACUUGAAAGAGGCAAGGGAACAGAGUGAUCCAAGUGGGACCUCUGGGCAGAGGGCAAGUGAGGUAGAGGAGUGAGGGGUACUGAGGGCAUUCCCUGACCUAACAGCUGUUUUAAAAGGAUCACAUUAGGUGCUGUGUUAAGUACAGCAAGAAUCAGGGGCCUUUCCCAGCACCUCAAGGGUGGGUGUGCGGGGCAGCUUGGGCUGCUGGGUUCCAGAGUGGGGAUGGCAUGUUUAGAGUUGGAAGCCACUGAGACUUGGGGGCAUUUGGUGUGCAAGAUUACCACAGUGUCCAGUGCAAUUAGGAAUGGAAACCUGGAGUCUGAGCGUGGCCUGUGUGCCUCAGCAGGAUGCUCCAAGCUCCACUUCCAUGGUUGGGCCUUGUGGCUGGGACUCCAUGGUUCUAAGUCAUACACUUGGUGGCAGUGAGGAAAGGUGCCUUCCAGGCCACCCUGGUGUUACAGACCCAAGGGAGGAGUAUGGAGUUGUCACUCAGAACCCACCUCAAACCUCUCAGCAGCCCCUGCAGUAGGGGGUGGGCAGACAGGCUUGAAGCUGCAGGCAUUGGGUGACAAGUAAGCACUGGGAUUUUCAUACCCUUUCUCUGCCUGCCAGGCCAGGGAACCCUUGUGCACCCAGCUGGGGUUUCCUGGCUGUCUCCACGGCUGUGUUGGUAUAUCUACUCUAGUAGUACACACCAAGGGCCCCUGGAGGGUCUGAAGAGGGUCAGCAGACUUGGGGGAGGGGGUCCAGGCCUUUUUGAGGCACAACUUCUGGUCACAUGCCAUCUGCUCCCAUCUCUGCCCUCACCAGUUUCCAGGUAAGUGGGGGCAUAGUGCUCUGCUCACCCACCAGCUCCCCCUCCCCUCACUAGGAGGUGGUUUAGGCCAUUUGUCAUCUGGUUAGGAACAGCAGGUCAGGUCACUGUUCUCCAUCCUUCGUAUAUGGGACAUGGUGGCCCUGACUGCUGCCCCUCCCACAGCAGCUCUGGGGCAACACUUCUUCCAAAGGGCCUCUGUCCAGAAGGCUGGGAGCAGGUAGCACAGACUUGUAGGCCAGCAGGGUAGCCCUUCUCACACGUCCUCUAGCUCAAGGCUUGGAGAACAUUUUUAUAAAGGACCAGAUGGAGUAUUUUAGCUACCCAGGUCAUAGGGGUUCUGUAAGCUCUGGCACCAUAGCUUGAAAGCAGAGAUAUGUUAAUAAAUGGAUGUGAUUACAUUCCAAUAAAAUUUUUUUACAGGCA
Miniopterus natalensis is the source of this 2676-nucleotide messenger RNA. RefSeq names its product COMM domain containing 5 (gene COMMD5). The record is from RefSeq and is a predicted model, not a curated record. Lineage: Eukaryota; Metazoa; Chordata; Mammalia; Chiroptera; Miniopteridae. Gene Ontology annotation, cellular component: nucleus.